Molecule: messenger RNA, 666 nt
Organism: Paraglomus occultum
Lineage: Eukaryota; Fungi; Glomeromycota; Glomeromycetes; Paraglomerales; Paraglomeraceae
Source: the annotation of a GenBank genome assembly
AUGCCUUCUUCGCGUUUAACAGCCGAUCAAGAUCUAGCUAGUAAAUUGUCAGAGGAACUCAAAUUUGAAAAAGCAGAAAACUUUGAUACCGCGUUUAUUAAGAAUUUUACGGAAAAUAAUAGUUUCAAGAUCGAAGAUAAACCAGAUUCCAACACCGUUACUCUGACUCGAACGUUUGGCAACGAGCGGAUAAGGGUCACGUUCGAUAUUACCAAUCCUGAUUUCGAAGGAGACCCUGAUGAUUAUGCUGAAAAACCCGAAAAUGACGAAGAAGAGCCUCAACAGUCGUCAGACGAAGCGGCUAUUCGCUUCAUAAAGCUGCCUUACCGUUGUUCUGUAACAAUCGAAAAGGACAACAAGGGCGUGUUGGCCUUUGAUCUCGUACUAGAGGAAGGUACUGCUAUUUUAGAACAUGUCGCAUACUUUGCAGACGCAAGCCUUAUAGACGGGACUUCAUCUGAAUCUGAGUGGAAGAGACGAUCUCUUUAUAGUGGACCAACAUAUGAGACACUGGAUGAUGACAUCCAAAGGCUCUUUGAAGAAUACUUGAAGGAACGCGGAAUUAAUGAGUCGUUGGCGAUAUUUGUCCCAACCUACGCAGAAUAUAAAGAACAACAAGAAUAUGUGAAAUGGAUGGAGAACGUACACAAAUUUAUUACUGGCUAA